This is a messenger RNA of Hemicordylus capensis (graceful crag lizard), 2508 nucleotides long. Its product is annotated as magnesium transporter NIPA2-like. Gene Ontology annotation, molecular function: magnesium ion transmembrane transporter activity. Gene Ontology annotation, cellular component: membrane. Gene Ontology annotation, biological process: magnesium ion transport. The record is from RefSeq and is a predicted model, not a curated record. The transcript has 6 exons. Bases 28 to 1398 code for a protein of 456 amino acids. NCBI's taxonomy places the organism in Eukaryota, Metazoa, Chordata, Lepidosauria, Squamata, Cordylidae.
GCGGCGCCCCCCCCGGUGUUGCUUUGGAUGCCUGGCUGGCUUCUGCCCUUCAGCCCUGCAGAGUCGCCAGCCCGGGGGAAGCGGGCCCGGAGUCGGACAGGCGAGCGAGUCAGCGGCGCCUCCCGAGCGACACGCGUCGCUGCAGGCCGUGCCCGGGCGAGGCGUCCCUUCCCACGACGGGAGGAGGCCGCCCGCUCCCCCCUCCGGCCCGGCGAAACCGGCGCCACUCCUGCUCCGGCCACUUGCAAGGAGCCUGGCGGAGUCCCCGGGAGUGGCGCACGAGGAGGCGGCGGAGGAAGAGGUGACCCCCAAAUGGCGAACUCUUCCAGGAGCGAUGACUUCUACAUCGGCCUGGGUCUGGCUCUCGGCUCGAGCAUAUUCAUCGGCGGAAGCUUCAUCCUGAAGAAGAAGGGCCUUCUCCGGCUGAACGCCAGGGGCUCCGUCAGAGCAGGUCUCGGGGGCCAUGCCUACCUCCGGGAAUGGCUGUGGUGGGCCGGCCUGCUGUCCAUGGGGAUUGGGGAAGCCGCCAACUUCGGGGCCUACGCCUUUGCCCCAGCGACGCUGGUCACUCCUCUGGGAGCACUGAGUGUUCUCGUCAGUGCAGUCUUGGCCUCCUACUUCCUGAACGAGCAGCUCAACCUCCACGGGAAGAUGGGCUGCGUCCUGAGCAUCCUGGGCUCCACGGUGAUGGUGAUCCAUGCCCCUCAGGAGGAGGAGGUCUCCAGCCUGGAGUCCAUGGCGGAGAAGCUGAGGGAUCCAGGCUUCAUCGCGUUUGCCGUCUGCAUGCUGGUGAGCUCCGCCCUGCUCGUCUUUGUGGCCGGCCCUCUCUACGGGCAGAGCAACGUCUUGGUGUACAUCCUGGUCUGCUCGGCCAUCGGCUCCCUCUCCGUCUCCUGCGUCAAGGGCUUGGGCAUUGCCGCGAAAGAGCUGUUUGCGGGGAAGCCUGUCUGGAGCGAGCCGCUGGCCUGGCUGCUCCUGCUUGGCCUCGUGCUCUGCAUCAGCGUCCAGAUCAACUACCUGAAUAAGGCCUUGGACAUUUUCAACACCUCGGUGGUCACCCCGAUCUACUACGUCCUCUUCACCACGGCGGUCAUGACCUGCUCCGCCAUCCUCUUCAAGGAGUGGCAGCACCUGGUGCUCAUCAACAUCAUCGGCACCGUCAGCGGCUUCCUCACCAUCGUCUUCGGCAUCUUCCUCCUCCACGCCUUCAGGGACGUCCCCUUCACUGCUGACCUGCUGCCCCUCUAUCUGAGGCGUGGCCGGAGGGACGGGCACGCAGCUGCUUGGAGGAAGGAGGACAAGCACCCGUCCUGCCUGCACCAGCCUCUUCUGGAGCCAGAGGGCAUCCACAAAGAGGGGGCAGCAAGAGCAGAGGUGGAAGGGGGUCAAAGCUUAUGAAAGCAAACUGGGGCGGCGUUGCCUAGGGGCGUUUUAGAAAACCAGCCCCAGCCCGAGCUCUUCUGAAGACCUUCUCAGGGCCGCCACUGCCGCUGCUGCUUCCCACGACGGAACUUGAACCGGACACCACUAGGUCAUGCCAACGUAUUGGGAGAAGGCCACUUGCCUAUGUACGCGCUCUCUCCCUGGCAGCAUCCCGGAGGAAGAGUGCAGGCUGGAGCUCAGCAACUGGUAUCGUCCCAGUUGGGUUUGGCCCUCUCUCCUGCUCGCGUUGUCAGAGGGCAGGCAGACUAGGAUCCCAAGAACCACUGCGAUUGCUCUGGGUAGCUGAGAGGGCUUGGGAUGUAUUUCUUGAACCCCCCUGUGCACAGAAAACAGCUUUUGAAAUUGCAUGGGAGUUCCCCAAAAAGGCUGAGGGAUCGGGUCGGGCGGAAAGAGUGUCUGUUAUGAUCUGCAAGGUGCACACAACCUUCCGGGACCUCUGUGGGUCCUCCCAAGCAGAGGCAGGUGUUCAUGAGCAAGUCUGAUAAGGCUCCUGCCUCUGAUCUCCCAGGAAAUAAUGCGGGUGGGGGGAGAGAGGAAGAGAGGAAGGGUUCAGCAAGAGGAUUCCCUUGUGGACAGAGAGAGGAGCAGGCGGGCGGGAUUCUCCUUGUCUCUCUCCGGAGGUGCUGGCAGGGCUUGGGGCCCGGCAGGCUGACUCUACCACAAAGUGCCCACGGCUAAAACCUGCUGUGAAGCAGGGGCUUCCGCUCUUAUGGAGGAAGCCCCGGCUCAUCCUGACUGUCAAGUGUGCUUGAGGAAGUCCGCAUUCAUUGGGACUGACGGGACGUGCUGUCACAUAACCGUGUUCAGAUUCGAAGGGUUCAUCUCCCUGACAGAAAUGCAGCUCUUUGGUGUGCACAUCUGAUCUCGGCAGCAACAGCUGGAAGGGUGAUGCAUUUUCGGUGGCCUCAAUUAACCUCCUCCCUCCCCCCUCAAAUUUAAGCAUUAAGGUUUACAAAUUAAUUUAAAACUUUUUGUAUGGGGAUGCAGCAUCAAUAGCUGUAAAAGUGUUGCACACAAUAUAUGUGUGUGUUUUACAGAAAAAAUACUGAAGUAUGUCACAUUUUA